Etheostoma cragini (Arkansas darter) is the source of this 2236-nucleotide messenger RNA. Its product is annotated as dickkopf-related protein 3-like. Gene Ontology annotation, biological process: negative regulation of canonical Wnt signaling pathway; multicellular organism development. Gene Ontology annotation, cellular component: extracellular region. The transcript is spliced from 4 exons. NCBI's taxonomy places the organism in Eukaryota, Metazoa, Chordata, Actinopteri, Perciformes, Percidae. The record is from RefSeq and is a predicted model, not a curated record. The coding region runs from base 1402 to 1992 and encodes 196 amino acids. Gene Ontology annotation, molecular function: receptor antagonist activity; co-receptor binding.
AUACGACUUGUAGUUACGUUAAUACAUCAUAAACUAUCAACCACAGAGGAUUUUAUUCUGUAAAGUUAUCGCGUUUUUCAGCCUCUAGUGUCUGUUAAGACAGGAGCAACAGGUGACGAAGUUUAAGAGCACUAAAGUCCUCGUAAGGAGGCAGGUUGGGGUAAAGUAAUCAGUAAAACAAACACAGGGCUUUCACCCAGGAGACAGUUUCUUUUAAACUUAACAACUUAACCAAACUGCAGGCCAGGCUGUCCUGAUUCAUUUUCAGGCUGCUCACGAUACCUUUUCACCCACUCACUCUUUUCAGGUAAAAACACAGAUGUAAAGGAUGUCAUAAAUAACACCCACUUGUUGUGAGAAAAGGCUGUAUAGCAGAUGAAAUUGAGACCGAAGGAAGGUUAUAUACAAAAUUAAAGAAACCCAUCAUGAAUGAAAGAACAUGUUGUUGCUGUCAAACUAGCAGGUUGAGAAUCAUCUUCACUUUCAUACUCCAUGAUGACAUAGCUGAAGCAUUUUAACAGACCAGUCUGCUUGUUAUGUUCUCCAUUUUGAAGUAUAUCAGGGUAUUACCUUUUUUUAAUACUACAGUGUAUCAUUGUUGGUCUGAUUUCUUUUUAAUAAAACAAAAAAACUGACAUUGUUGAAGAAAAUGUGCAAAAAUGAAUGAACAAAGUUUGUUUCCCUCAAGCAACUUCUCUCCCCUCCACUCACGCCCCUUCUCCCACAGAGAACUAAUGGCUGAUGGUAAUUACAUUUAAUGAGAUCAUGGGGUCGUCUGCAGAGUGCACUUCUGCAAAUUGCUCUCAGCGUGGGGUCUGAAGUGGGAUAAGGUAGGGGGCGAUGGGGCAGGUGAGGUCAGGGCCAGGAGUGUUUGCCCAGUGUUUUGACCCACAGUGGCUUUACCCGUCACUCAGUGAGCAGUGAAACAUGUCGUGCAUUUGUCUGCCUUUGUCUUUCUCAUUUGUUUGUCUGGCAGAGAUAAGCACACAGAGGUGGUGCUCGGCUCCAUUGUGUGAUGCUGUUGUCAGCCCAUCACGUCUAUCCAUCCCCUCCCCGCCCCCAUCUCCCUUUCUCCCUGCUCCACGACUGGUCAUUUUGCCACUAUUUUCUGGCUGCGGGGGGUGACCCGGGCAAUUUGGUUAGUCCAUUAACAACUAAUUGUCUCCUCCUACCCUGUUGCUUGGGCAAACAGACCGGUGGGGGGUAAAGUCAAGCCUUGGUGACCUAUAAAUGUCAUGAAGAGGAGGCAGCCACUGUCUCUGCAUGGAUCUAUGCAGUACACACUUACUGGGACAUUUGGAUUUGCGGUGGAGCCAUAGCUUGGGUCACCCAGUCUUGAGUUAAUUGUUUUCAGUCUCUCUUGCUUAAGUAUUCAUUUUUGUUAUUAUUUUGUUGGUGGAAAUGUUGGGGAAUCUGUGGAUGCUCUGCCUGUGUCUCUGCUUCUCCUGGACCCAAGCUCGUAUAUGGGCCUGGAUGCUCAACAUGCCUCACAGCCCCCCCAAAGAAGGAGCAAAGGCGCCUAGAGAAAGCACUCCAGUAGCCAAAGCAAUCACGGCUGUGUGCGACCAUGACAGGGCCUGUGGACGGGGUUUCUCCUGUGAUCGACACUUUGGUCUUUGUGUUCCUCUGCGAGGGGAAGGCCACUACUGUCGCAGGGAUGCCCAAUGCGUCCGCGGACUCAGCUGCAUGUUUGGGAAGUGCCACCGCAGCAUCCCCAACGGGCAAGAGGGUGCCAGAUGUAAAGUUGACAGGGAUUGUGGGACAUCAAUGUGCUGUGCUCGACACCACGGUGAGCAGGUGUGCAAGAGACGUCUGAUCAGCGGGGAGAGCUGCUAUGUUCCCGAUGGUGGUCUGGCAUUCAGCAUUAACCAGAUUUGUCCGUGUGAUGAGGGGCUAUUGUGUCGAAAAAACGGGGCAUCACACCAAAGAGAGAGAGAUUUUAUUUACCAGCUAGAACAAACAAGUUGGACCUGCCAAGUGGCCAAAUCUUGAUGCCAGCCUCAACAUUAAAGCAAUUUAUUGUGUAAAUAUGUUGUAUAUGAUUAUAUAUAAAGAUAUGUAUGUAUUUUUCAAGUGUGUUGUACUGCUACAUGUUCUUAUUAGAUUUUAACAGCAAGGAUGUUUUUUAUGUCAUUUUGUAGAUUUUGACAAAAGCACUACUCUAUGUAGAUCAGCAAUGCUUUACAGUAUCUUACUCAGGCCUUUAAUGAUCUUUGAUUAUAUCUAGACAUGUUUG